CAAGGUUUUUUAUACAGUGAAAAUAAACCACACUACAUAUUGUGUAAACCAAAGUUAAUGCCAUUGAAGUCUGUCACAUUAGAAAAAUUAGAAAAAAUGCAAAAAGAUGCUGAAAUGAAGAUGAAAGAAAUGCAAAAGGAUGACUGAAUGACUAGCUAAGAUGAAUAAGGAUGUUUAACUAAUGUUAUGAACUUAUUGCCUAUCCUUCUAUAUUUUGUUUGAGAUAAAAGAAAUACCAAAAUGAGUCUUGGACCACUUUUAUCAGAAGUCAUAUUUGCCUUCUGUCUUGCAGCAACUUUGUUAUAUAAAUAUGGAAAUGUUUUUCGCCACCACAUUAUUGUCACAAUUUCUGUGCUAAUUGCAUGGUACUUCUCACUGCUGAUCAUAUUUGUUCUACCUUUAGACGUUUCUUCGACUGUAUAUCGGCAAUGUAUGGAACAGUAUAUUCAUAAUACAUCCAUUAUUGAUAAUACAACUGUUGGACCACCAAUUGUCUGUCAAGAACCAUGGUCAAGUGUACCUGAUAAUGUUUUCCCAAAUUUAUGGCGAAUUGUAUACUGGACAUCACAAUGUCUCACAUGGCUUAUACUUCCUCUAAUGCAAUCAUAUAUAAAGGCAGGGGAUUUCACUGUACAAGGAAAAUUGAAAUCUGCUUUAAUUGACAAUGCAAUUUAUUAUGGAAGUUAUUUGUUCAUAUGUGGAAUUCUGCUAAUAUACAUCGCAUUGAAACCUGAACUGGAUCUUGAUGGUCAAAAAUUAAAAGCUAUAGCGUCAUCAGCCUCGAAUACAUGGGGAUUAUUUCUUCUGGUUCUUCUUCUUGGCUAUGCUCUUGUGGAAGUACCGCGUGGCCUAUGGAAUGCUAGCAAACCUGGAUAUACUUUGCAUUAUAGUUAUUUCAAGGCAGCCAAACUAAGCUUAGAUAAGUGUGAAGCGGAAGAAGCAGUCGAUGACAUACUUGAGUCAUUACAAGCAGCAUCUAUGGCUAUCGGACCAGGUCAUCCGUUUCACAGAAAUUUGGAAACUAUAUUCCAAAAAGUACCAGCUGAAUUGAAAGAUAGAAUGAACAGAAAACAAUUGCCUGAUGAUACUCCAAUUGAUAUUCCAUCCGAAAAAGCUUUAAUUCGACUACAUAGACAAACUAUAAAGUCAUUGCAAACCUUGCAACGAACGGAGACACAGUGGGGUAUUUUAAUAGAGAAAAUAUUCAACUUGGAAGACGUUGCGAAAAAUCAAGCUAGUCACGAUAAGAGAUUUAAACCAACUUUUCCGGUUAUGCGACCAUUUCCAUUACGUUUAAUUUAUAAUUCAACAAUUGAAUGGUAUUGGAAGUGCAUUGUUAAAAGUUAUGUUCAAAAACUCGCUGCUAUCGCUGCUGGUUCGCUGUCAGUAGCUGUUGUCUGGUCUGAAGUAACUUUCUUUAAUAAAUCACCGGUACUAUCAUUGUUUGCUCAAUUUGUGAACUUAGCUAAAGUAAAAUACGAUUAUUUUACCAUCGAGGUCCUGUCGACAUUGAUUAUUGCUUAUUUAUGUUACUGUGCUUAUUCCACGGUUCUCAAAAUUCGUGUAUUGAAUUUAUAUUACUUAGCACCGCAUCAUCAAACUAAUGAAUACAGUUUGAUAUUCAGCGGUAUGAUGCUGUGUCGACUUACUCCACCUAUGUGUCUUAAUUUUCUGGGCCUGAUUCACAUGGACUCGCAUAUUAUAAAAACUCACAUUCUAGAAACACAUUAUACUCAGGUAAUGGGACACAUGGAUGUCAUAUCGAUAAUAUCCGAUGGAUUUAAUGUCUACUUCCCUAUGGCCAUCCUAGCUUUUUGCUUAGCAACGUACUUUAGUUUAGGUAGUAGAUUACUCUCUAUGCUUGGCUUUCAACAAUUUCUGGGUGACGAUGAACUUACGACAGACCUUGUUGAAGAAGGUCGAGAGCUAAUUAAACGAGAGAGACGUAAACGUCAAAGAGCGGAAGAUUCCACGAGCAGGAAACGCGAACUUCAAGAACGGUUUAAUAAUGUGGGAAAUAUAUCCAGAUACAGAACAGCCAGACAGAGUACAGAUACUGUACGGCCUUUGCGAAGAGACGAUUCUACAGAAUCCGCGAGAGCGGGUCUUUUGCGCGAUGUCGAUCCAACCGAUUACUACGUUGGUACGACUGUGGCAAAUGAUAGUUACGGUGCAAGCAGUCGUUUUGAUCAUGGCUAUCAAUCUGAUGAUUUCUUCGAUUUAAAUACAGAUAAUUUAAGAACAUUCACAAGUACGACUCGUGUAGGACCACCUCCUCGGGGAUUAUUCGACGACAUCUAAACGCGAAUAAUUUCUUUUUUAAUUACUAUUUAUUAUUAUUUAUAAUUUUUCCUUGUCAAGCUAUCGGGGUCGCAGCAACAAUAUAGUAUACAACAUUUUUUAAAAGUAUUUCUUCAAAUGAAGCGUAGCAUAAGUACUAUUGAUAUAAAUUGAGUAUUAAAUAGUAUCAACGUUGCAGUUGUGUACUCUUAUGAUACAUAUGGAUAUUGUAAAGGUUGAAUUUUAGUAUAGCGAAUAGCAUUUUUAUCAUGGUGCUAAAUGUAAUAAAAUUUUCAUAGUUACUACCCUUUUAAUGAUUAGGACAGUGUUCGAUCAGCGUAGCCAUAUCGCAUCUACGUAAAUCGAAGUUAAGAGAAGGAAGAAGAGUAGCACACGUUUCCUUCCUUAAUCUUUGUAUUAUCGUCGAUACCUAAAUAUGGUCAACAAGUAUUCGGAAAAUCAUGUAUCGCGGUAGUUAGGAAUGCAGUGAAUGAUAGUUUUUGUAAAAAAUAAAUUCAAGUACUGUUUAAUAAUACUUAAAUAGAUGCUUCUUUAAAAUAUGAUCACAGUGAUAUUUAUGCAUUCUACGUAUAGACAAUUACUGUCGGUUUAGGACUUCAACAUUUUUUUUGACAGUUUGCAAAAAAUAUAAUCCUUAGAAAAUUGCACGUAGCUGCCAAUAAAAUCACGGUAAUAUAUGAUAAGUUAGACACGUAAAAUAUGUUUGUGUGUAAAACCAUUCCCAAUGCAUGGUCUAUAACAAAAAUUGUAUACAAAAUCACGUGUAGCUUACCUGAAACUGACUUUAUUGAAAUUGUGGACCCACUGUAGUUAACAAUACUAUGAUACUGUCGAACAAGA
This is a messenger RNA of Cephus cinctus (wheat stem sawfly), 3141 nucleotides long. Its product is annotated as LMBR1 domain-containing protein 2 homolog. The record is from RefSeq and is a predicted model, not a curated record. The transcript is spliced from 10 exons. Gene Ontology annotation, cellular component: membrane. The coding region runs from base 241 to 2301 and encodes 686 amino acids. Lineage: Eukaryota; Metazoa; Arthropoda; Insecta; Hymenoptera; Cephidae.